This is a messenger RNA of Cimex lectularius (bed bug), 2534 nucleotides long. RefSeq names its product probable cleavage and polyadenylation specificity factor subunit 2. Gene Ontology annotation, biological process: mRNA 3'-end processing by stem-loop binding and cleavage. Gene Ontology annotation, cellular component: mRNA cleavage and polyadenylation specificity factor complex. Lineage: Eukaryota; Metazoa; Arthropoda; Insecta; Hemiptera; Cimicidae. The record is from RefSeq and is a predicted model, not a curated record. Gene Ontology annotation, molecular function: RNA binding. The coding region runs from base 424 to 2499 and encodes 691 amino acids. The transcript has 15 exons.
ACCUUUUUCUACCGGUAGCUGACGGAUUUUACUCCCGUGAUUAUAAAUUAACAGAAAAUUAAACUGAAAAUAACUUCUAAAUUUUAAAGUAAGGAAUGCCUACACUUCUGAUUUUAAGCACGGAAACAAAAAAGAUGUACAUUCCUCUCGGCAACAUGAGAGCAAGUUACGACGGGAGCAAGCUACGAGAGAAGCAGUCCAUUAUCGGCCCAUUUAUGGAUUCUGGGCAGCAUUUCAACGGAAACAUGAACCUUUACACAAAUUACUUUGGCGUUAACUUUAAUUGAUUAAUGAUUACAGUGUUUUUUAUUUAGGAAAAUUAUGUUGGCUGCACUGAGUACAGGUGAUUUUUCGAUCCAAAGCUAAAACCUCCUCUAGAUGUAAACAACGCUCCUCCAAGUUAUUAAUCUCUAGACAGAACCGAUGACAUCAAUUAUAAAGUUCCAAGCUCUCUCAGGAGCCAAAGAUGAAAGUCCACCAUGCUACAUAUUACAAAUUGAUGACUUUAGGUUUCUGUUGGAUUGCGGUUGGAACGAGCACUUUGACCCGGACUUUAUUAAAGAAUUGAAAAGGUAUACAAAUCAAAUUGAUGCAGUUCUCUUAACAUAUCCAGACAAUCUUCAUCUUGGAGCGCUUCCAUACUUAGUUGGAAAAUGUGGCUUGAGUUGCCCCAUUUAUUGCACAAUUCCAGUUUAUAAAAUGGGCCAAAUGUUUAUGUACGAUUUAUAUCAGUCACGAUAUAAUAUAGAGGAGUUCACAUUAUUUAAUUUAGAUGAUGUUGAUGCUGCAUUCGACAAAGUUAUACAACUUAAAUAUAACCAAACAGUCCAAAUGAAAGGAGGAAAGUGCUACGGACUAAGCAUAACACCAAUGCCAGCAGGACAUAUGAUCGGUGGAACCAUGUGGAAAAUCAAUAAAACUGGUGAAGAAGACAUAAUAUAUGGAAUAGAUUUUAAUCAUAAAAAAGAAAGACAUUUAAACGGUUGUGAUAUUGACAAAUUACAAAGACCUUCCCUUUUAAUUACCGACGCGUUUAACAGUACUUAUCAACAUGCUAGGCGGCGGUUACGAGACGAGCGACUUAUGACAAAUAUUCUUCAGACUUUAAGAAACAAGGGAAACAUUCUCAUAGCUGUCGAUACAGCUGGACGUGUUUUAGAACUGGCACAUAUGCUUGAUCAACUUUGGAGGAACAAAAGCUCAGGACUUCAAAAUCAUCCUUUGUGCUUAUUAAAUAAUGUUAGCUACAAUGUGGUCGAGUUUGCAAAAUCUCAGAUUGAGUGGAUGAGUGAUAAGCUGAUGAAAAGUUUUGAAGCAGUAAGGAACAACCCAUUCCAAUUUAAAAAUAUCCGAUUGUGUCAUAGUGUUAAUGAUAUACUAAAAUUACAAGCAUCCAAAGUGGUAGUUUUGGCUAGCAUGCCAGAUUUGGAAUGUGGAUUUGGAAGAGACCUAUUCAUUGAGUGGGCUAGUCAGCCUGAGAACUCAAUAAUAUUGACUUCAAGGUAUGUGUUUUGUAUUUUAUUCUCAGAAGAAAAGGAGAGCUCUUCUGAAGAUGAAUUGCAGUUGCUCAGUGUGAGCAAAGGGACUCACGAUUUGGUUAUAAAACCGGAAAAGAAACGAAAAAGUCGCAAAUCGGCUAGAAAAACUUACCCUAUGUAUCCUGUAAAUGACCAAAAGAUUAAAUUUGAUGACUACGGUGAACUUAUCAUUUUAGAAAAUUAUAAAUCACUCGAAGGAACAACAAUUUCCAUUGAGAAACCUGUAAAAAAGAAGAAAGAAGUAAUUCCAGAGUCAACAGAAGUUCCUACAAAAUGCGUGGUUACAAAAGAACGCAUCGAACUGAAAGCAAACGUACAGUUUAUAGACUUUGAAGGCCGUUCCGAUGGAGAGUCUAUGGAGAAGUUGAUCAUCCAGCUUAAACCUCGGCGAGUGAUAUUGGUGAGGGGAACACCUGACAAAACAGAGGCUUUAGCAAAACAUGUUACACAUUGGACAGAAGCGAAAGUAUAUACGCCAAACAAAGGUGAUGUUGUAGAUGCAACAUCAGAAGUCCACAUAUAUCAGAUUCGUCUUACUGAUGGAUUGGUUUCAUCCCUGAAAAUGCAAAAAGGAAAAGGAACAGAACUCGCGUGGAUUAAUGCUAGGACUACAUAUAGAGCUAAAGCCCCAGAUACGAUUCAGACAGAGAUGGAAGUUGAUGAAGAUGAGCCCACAGGAGAUACCAUCCAGGAUGAUCUUCUCAGUCUUGAGCCAUUGCCCCUUACCGAGGUAAACCCGCAUGAUUCAGUUCUAGUUAACGAAUUGAGGCUCUCCGAUUUAAAGCAGUUACUUUCAAAGAAAGGUAUCGAUUCGGAAUUUACAGCUGGUGUACUUUGGUGUUGUAACAGGACUAUUUGUAUCAAGAGGACUGACACCAGAAAAGUAUCAUUAGAGGGAUGGAUUUCCGAGAAUUAUUUCAAAGUUAGGGAAAUUUUGUACAGUCAAUAUGCUAUAUUAUAAUUUAUAAAAUAAACAAUGUCAAAUUUCAUAUUAAA